AUAGAAAAACAAUACAUAAUAACCUAAAUUUAUAAAUGAAAAGAUAAUAAUGAGACUUGCAAUAUUAUAUCGUGGCCCUAAAUUAGCAUUUUCACAAAUAACUCGUAAUCUAUCAAAUGAAAACGUGCCGAAAGCUUUGCGUAGUCUAAAAUCAAAGUCUACUCGUAAUAACGCACAGUAUUACGUAGAUUAUUGUAGAGUUCGAGCUGUUGGUGGGAAUGGGGGUGAUGGGUGUGUUUCUUUUCUAAGUGCAUGGUGCAAGGAACACGCGGGGCCCGAUGGAGGGGACGGUGGUCAUGGGGGUCACGUAAUUUUUCAGGCUACACACUCCAAAAAGAGUUUGAACCAUUGCAAGUCAGUAAUUCAAGCUAAGCACGGUGACAAAGGUUCCCGGAAGGACUGCAAUGGCAAAAAUGCUCAGCACAUUGUCAUAGAAGUGCCACUAGGUACAAUAAUAAAGGAUAGCAAUGGCCGUGUCGUUGGAGAUCUAGAGGAGGAGGGUACGAUGUUCGUCGCGGCGAGGGGGGGAGCUGGGGGGAGGGGGAAUAAAUUCUUCCUGACGGAUACAGAACAAGCCCCAAUGAUAGCCGAGUUCGGUGCAACGGGCGAGACCUACCAGUACACACUGGAGGUGCGGUCCAUGGCCCACCUCGGCCUCAUCGGGUUCCCCAACGCUGGGAAGAGCACCCUUCUGCGGGCGAUCACCCGCGCCAGGCCCACCGUCGCCCCCCACCCCUUCACCACGCUCCGACCACACAUCGGGAUGGUCCCGUACGAUGACUACGAACAAGUCGCGAUAGCUGACUUGCCCGGUUUGAUACCCGGGUCGCACAAGAACUACGGUUUGGGCAUCCAGUUCCUGCAGCACGUGGAGCGCUGCCGCGGGCUGAUCUUCCUGCUGGACGGCAGCAGCUCGCCCGCUGCGCAGUACGCGUCGCUGUGCCGCGAGGUGGCGCUGUACAGCCGCGCGCUCGCCGCCCGGCCGCGCUGCGUCGUGGUCAACAAGGUGGACCUGCCGGCCGGGCGGCGCGCGUACGAGCAGCUGCGCCGGCACCAGCGCGCGCUGCCGCUCUCCGCCAAGACCGGUGCCCACCUGGCGGAGUUCCUCAGGGUCGUGCGCGACAUGUACGACGCGGACGCUGCGUAGUGCUCAGUUCAGUUUUUAUCGUUCCUGUUAAUAAAAUAUUUAAAUUGA
Messenger RNA from Nymphalis io (European peacock), 1195 nucleotides. Its product is annotated as mitochondrial ribosome-associated GTPase 2. The transcript is spliced from 6 exons. Gene Ontology annotation, cellular component: mitochondrion. The coding region runs from base 50 to 1147 and encodes 365 amino acids. NCBI's taxonomy places the organism in Eukaryota, Metazoa, Arthropoda, Insecta, Lepidoptera, Nymphalidae. Gene Ontology annotation, molecular function: GTPase activity; GTP binding; magnesium ion binding. The record is from RefSeq and is a predicted model, not a curated record.